CAGUGGUGAAUGCGAAUCGUUCCCCUGGGUGGCGUCGCUUCAAGCGGAUUGUCAACGACCCCACCCAGGAUCACACACAUCACAUUACUAGAAGAUGGUUAGCACGGAAAAUGACUGUGAUAGCCACUGUCCAUUUACGACAGUCCCCAGUCGCGGAAUAUUGAAUCUUAGCAUUGUCCCUGAAACCUUCAUCUUAGCUGCUCUAUGCAUCCGGUUCGCGAUACGCCUCCUGAGUUGGAUUCAGUCACAGAGGCAUCCGCCUGGCUUAGCAUUGUCCAUAUGCUCUGCUAUAUAUUGUCCCCCAUAGUAUUGUCAACGCCAUAUUGGCUUUACUACAACGAUAUA
Eremomyces bilateralis CBS 781.70 is the source of this 345-nucleotide messenger RNA. RefSeq lists its product as uncharacterized. Lineage: Eukaryota; Fungi; Ascomycota; Dothideomycetes; Eremomycetales; Eremomycetaceae. The transcript is spliced from 2 exons. The record is from RefSeq and is a predicted model, not a curated record. Bases 95 to 307 code for a protein of 70 amino acids.